Messenger RNA from Rhipicephalus sanguineus (brown dog tick), 1622 nucleotides. RefSeq names its product mitochondrial-processing peptidase subunit beta (gene UQCR-C1). Gene Ontology annotation, cellular component: mitochondrion. Lineage: Eukaryota; Metazoa; Arthropoda; Arachnida; Ixodida; Ixodidae. Gene Ontology annotation, molecular function: metalloendopeptidase activity; metal ion binding. The coding region runs from base 91 to 1536 and encodes 481 amino acids. The transcript has 13 exons. The record is from RefSeq and is a predicted model, not a curated record.
UCUGCUUGAGCGCUCUAUCUGUCCAGUUUGUCUCACAAGUUCCGGCAAAUCCGGCAGUUCCGGUCGAUCGAAGAGGGCACUUCGGCAAAGAUGGCGACCUCGAGGCUGCUCAAGGGUACCGCUAUUCUGCUGCAAAAUGCGGCCAGGAAGUCGUGCGUUCCUCACCGCCACAUGCACCACCUGGCGGCCACCAGCUUUAGUCAGACGCUGGUGAACGUGCCGGAGACCGUGACCACCACCCUGGACAAUGGCCUGCGGGUGGCCACCGAGGACUCCGGCAACCCUACGUGCACGGUGGGCGUCUGGAUCGACGCGGGCAGCCGGUACGAAAACGAGAGGAACAACGGUGUCGCCCACUUCCUCGAGCACAUGGCCUUCAAGGGCACAUCCAAGAGGUCACAGGUUGACCUUGAGCUGGAAGUGGAGAACAUGGGGGCCCACCUGAACGCGUACACGUCACGUGAGCAGACCGUCUACUAUGCCAAGUGCCUCUCCAAGGACCUUCCAAAGGCUGUGGAGAUCCUGGCAGACAUCCUGCAGAACAGCAAGUUUGGUGAGGCCGAGAUCGAGCGCGAGCGCGGGGUGAUCCUGCGAGAGAUGCAGGAGGUGGAGACCAACCUCCAGGAGGUGGUCUUCGACCACCUGCACUCGGUAGCCUACCAGGGCACCUCCCUCGGCCUGACCAUCCUCGGACCCACCGAGAACAUCAAGAGCAUCCAGAGGCAAGACCUGGUUGAUUACAUCUCUCUUCACUACAAGGGACCGCGCAUCGUCCUUGCGGGAGCUGGAGGCGUGAAGCACGACGAACUGGUCAAACUGGCCCAGCAGCACUUUGGUUCGGUCAGGACCGACUACGAUGCCAAGGUGCCUCCCGUGGAGCUUCCCUGCCGCUUCACCGGCAGUGAGGUUCGGGUGCGCGACGAUGACAUGCCGUACGCACACGUGGCCAUCGCCGUGGAAAGCUGCGGCUGGGCCGACCCAGACAACAUCCCCCUCAUGGUGGCCAACACGCUCAUCGGCAACUGGGACCGGUCGCACGGUGGCGGCACCAACGUGUCGAGCCGCCUGGCCGCGGAGUGCGCCGCGGAUCCCGACAACCCGUGUCAUAGCUUCCAGUCGUUCAACACCUGUUACAAGGACACGGGUCUCUGGGGUAUCUACUUCGUGUCUGAAGGUCGGGAGGAGAUGGACUUCUUCGUGCAUGCCGUUCAGAGGGAAUGGAUGCGGAUCUGCAUGAGUGCCACCGAGGGCGAAGUCACGCGGGCCAAGAACCUGCUAAAGACCAACAUGUUGCUGCAGCUGGACGGCACGACGCCCAUCUGCGAAGACAUUGGCCGACAAAUGCUCUGUUAUGGACGGCGCAUUCCCCUGCCUGAGCUGGAAGCAAGGAUCGACGCGGUCUCGGCACAGACGGUGCGGGAUGUCUGCACAAAAUACCUAUACGACCGUUGCCCUGCUGUUGCCGGCGUCGGUCCCGUUGAGGCGCUGACGGACUACAACCAACUGAGGAGCAACAUGUACCGCAUCCGGUACUAAAUUGUUCUGCAACUGCACAGUUCUCUUGCCGACUCUUGUAUAGUAGCGUUUGGUGUUUCGCCAUCAAUAAAGUUGUUCCUCGGCCC